CGCGCGAGCCCCCGGGGGCGGGGCAAAAGAUAUUGGAUGAGUUUUCAAAAAUGACCACCUCACCCUUCCAGGAGGAGAUACUGAAGGCCUGAUUACCACCUGAAACCCCUUCCCAGUGGAGCCUAAGCCAGGUUCUCCUGUUUCCUGGAGAGUCACUCACUUGCUUUUCUGGAGCUAGCUGCCAGCAAGGGCUCUCCCUUCCUGACUCUGGACACGACUUCGCUUGUCUGGAGACGGGCUCUAGCCAGGACCUGGCAGUGGAAAGCCAUGGAGCCAUACAGUCUUGGAGAAGAGGGACCACUUCCAUCAGAAGGGCACCUCCCAUCCUUCUCUGAGAGUCAAGGGCUCAACUGCAGUGACACACUCAACCGGGACCUGGGCCCCAGCACACGGGACCUGCUCUAUGCUGGCUUAAGCGGUUUGGACCUUGACCCCAGUCUCUCCACAUCAGAUAUGCCCAGUGAAGUGCUGGAGGACAAUCUGGAUACCCUGUCCCUAUACUCAGGGAAGGACAGUGACUCUGUGAAGCUGCUGGAAGAGUAUGCGGACUCCGAAUCACAGACCUCCUUACAAGACCUGGGGCUGGGCACACUCAAGGUGCCUAAAGAGGCUGAUGAAGGAGGCAGGGCCACUGGGAGUACAAGGAAAGGCAAGCGGCAGCACAGUUCCCCUCAGAAUCCACUCCUGGACUGCAGCCUGUGCGGGAAAGUGUUCAGCAGUGCCAGUUCCCUGAGCAAGCAUUACCUGACGCACAGCCAGGAGAGGAAACACGUGUGCAAAGUCUGCAGCAAGGCCUUCAAGCGGCAGGACCACCUGACUGGGCACAUGCUCACCCACCAGAAGACCAAGCCCUUUGUGUGCAUUGAGCAGGGUUGCAGCAAGAGCUACUGUGACUACCGCUCACUGCGCCGCCACUAUGAAGUCCAGCAUGGAGUAUGCAUCCUGAAGGAGGCUCCACCAGAAGAGGAGUCCUAUGGGGACCCAACCCACAACCAUGAUGUGGCCAACCAGCCUCCACCCAGUGGCUUGAGGUCCCUGGGGCCCCCAGAAGCUAGGUCCCCAGGCUCUGUCUUGCCCAACCGAGACCUCCUCCGCUGUAUUGUGAGUAGCAUCGUCCACCAGAAGAUUCCUUCUCCUGGCCCAGCAGUGGGGUCUUCUGAUACUGAAGCAAGGAGCUCAGCCUGUGCCUGCCCCACCUCAUUGGGGUCAUCAUCAUGUACACCGGCCAGCACCCCAGUGGCCCCAGGAACCCUGGGCUCUGAGAUUCCUGAGGAAACUCAUCCCCCACGAAAGGAAGCUGCCACUGAAAUGUUCACAGCUGUCCAGUCAAGAGCAGCUGAGAACAGUGCCCCUGAUCCACCAGAGUCAGAGUUAGAGUCAGAGUCUCCACGACUUCAACGGCCAUCCUCUCUGGAGGGCUGGCCAGAGGGCAGCUCCCUGCCUGCCUGCCUGCCUCUCUUUAGAGGCCACUCUGUCCCCUCAGGAUCCCAGCCUUCCAGCCACAACUUCCAGUGGCUCCGGAACCUGCCCAGCUGUCCCAAGAACAAAAGCAGCAAUGUGUUUAUGGUCCACAAGCCCUCUGCAGUGGCAUCCCGGGAGGGCUCUGAGGGGGGCUCUGGGCCCAGCAGUACCCCGACCUCAGUGGAGCCUUCACCCAGCCUGGGCACCAGCCAGGAGGACCUGCUGCCAUUUCCUCCUGCACUCCUAAAGGCCCCUGGUGAGGCCUCCAGUGAAGUCCGGCAGGUAGCUGGGGAAGAUGAAACCUGGGCUCCCAAAAAGUGCAAACCCGACUGUGAGUCAUUCCCAUGGCAGAGCCCCACUGAGCUAGGGCUCCAAGAUGCACAGAACCCAGGUGGACUCCCCUCAGAUGCCACACCCCUCUUCCGGCAGCUUUUCAUGAAGUCACAGGAGUCUCUGGUAAGCCAUGAGCAGAUGCAGGUGCUCCAAAUGAUUGCCAAGUCCCAGCGGAUCUUCUCCCAUACCCAGGUGGCUACAGCCGCAGCCCAGAGACCAGGGCCUGAGGGCAAGCAGUCCACUCUGAAGCCAUUGCAGGGGCCAUGGCCACCACAAACUCUGCCACCAGUACCCACUGUAGACUCUUUCCAGAUAGGCCCUGGACACUCAGAACCAGAGGGAUCCCCAGUCCGCAGGAGGAAAACCAUGCCUGCAGUGUCCAGAGAAACAUCUCCUGGGGGCCCUAGGCGAGACACAAAAGGAGGCCCCAAAGUGGCCUCUGCACCACCAUCCCUCACAGGGCCAGCUCUGCACCCCUCCCGGAAUCCAGACAACUCUUCCUUGGCCAAAGGGACCUUGGACCUGGGAGACAUUAUCCCCAGUGCCGGCUCAAGGCAGUCCCAGUUAGGUGGAGAUGAGCCAUCUGGAACCCAGCUGGUUGGGAAACAGGGGCAAGGAGAGAAUGGCCUGGCUUCAGGGGCCAUGAGAGGUGAGAAGGGCCCAGCCUGCCCCCGAGGUGGAGGCUACAGGCUCUUCUCAGGGCACCCCAGGGCCCAGAGAUUCUCAGGUUUCCGGAAGGAGAAAGUAAAGAUGGAUGUGUGCUGUGCAGCUUCUCCCAGCCAAGUGGCCAUGGCCUCCUUCUCAUCAGCCGGGCCCCUGGCAGAUCCACCCAGAGACAUGAAGUCCAAGCUGACAAUCUUCAACAGAAUCCAGGGUGGAAACAUCUACAGACUCCCCCAUCCAGUGAAGGAAGAGAGCUUGGCAGGCGGAUGCCAUCAGCCAAAUGGGACUCCCACAGAUUGGAUGGAGUCAAAGAGCACUUUUGUGUGCAAGAAUUGCAGCCAGAUGUUUUACACAGAGAAAGGGCUGAGCAGCCACAUGUGUUUCCAUAGUGACCAGUGGCCAUCACCUCGAGGGAAGCAGGAGCAACAGGGACAAGAAAAAGACGGGGAAGAGAGAGACAGCAAGGAGAGCAGCCAAUACAGAAAGAGGAAGAAGCGGCCCCAGCCCAAGGCCCUGUUUGCCCCUCCUGCACCCUCUGCCCUUGGGGAGCCAGGCCCAGGAGGGUGCCACCAGAGCUGCCUACGCUCUCCUGUGUUCCUGGUGGACCACCUCCUCAAGGGCUUGUUUCAGUGUUCUCCCUACACACCACCACCUAUGCUUAGCCCAAUUCGUGAGGGCUCCGGGCUGUACUUCAAUACACUCUGCUCCACAUCCAGGGCUGGGCCCCACCUUGUCAGCCCUGUACUUGACCAAGUGGACGGCUCCUUUGGCAUCUGUGUGGUGAAGGAUGACACUAAAAUCAGCAUCGAACCACAUAUCAACGUAGGAAGCAGAUUUCAGGCGGAGAUCCCAGAACUGCAAGAGAGGCCGCUGACCAGAGUAGAUGAGAAUGUAGCUUCUCUGGUCUGGAAGCCAUGGGGAGAUGUGAUGACCAAUCCAGAGACCCAGGACAGAGUGAUGGAACUCUGCAAUGUAGCAUGCUCCAGUGUGAUGCCAGGAGGGGGCACCAACCUGGAGCUUGCCCUGCACUGCCUGCAUGACGCCCAGGGCAGUGUUCAGGUUGCCCUGGAGACUCUGUUACUCAGAGGACCCCAGAAGCCCCGGACUCACCCGCUGGCUGACUAUCGCUAUACAGGGUCAGACAUCUGGACCCCCAUGGAGAAGAGGCUCUUCAAGAAGGCAUUCUGUGCCCACAAGAAGGACUUUUACCUGAUACAUAAGACGAUCCAGACUAAAAGUGUAGCACAGUGUGUUGAGUACUACUACAUCUGGAAAAAAAUGGUUAAGUUUGACUGUGGCCGAGCUCCUGGGCUGGAGAAGAGGGGCAGAAGAGAGCUGGAUGAGGUAGAAAGGACUGAAGACAAGGUGACUUGCAGCCCUCGAGAAAGACCCACCCACCGUCCAACUCCUGAAUUAAAGAUAAAGACCAAGAGUUACAGGAGGGAGUCUAUCCUUCACUCCAGCCCAAGUGCAGCCCCCAAGCGCACUCCUGAGCCUCCAGGGAGUGUGGAGAGCCAGGGCGUGUUCCCUUGCAGAGAGUGUGAGAGGGUGUUUGACAAGAUCAAGAGUCGGAAUGCCCACAUGAAGCGCCACCGCCUCCAGGAGCAUGUGGAACCCGUUAGGGUGAAGUGGCCUGUGAAGCCCUACCCACUGAAGGAGGAAGAGGAAGAAGAGGAAGAAGAGCUGGGGGCCGACAUGGGUCCCCUGCAGUGGUGACUUCUUGCUAGAAGUUGGUCUGCAAGGAGAGGGGAUCCAGCUCUGAACCAGUGCCCUGAGCCCCCGAGAAGUGUUUGGGGCACUCUUAUCCUCUCUGUCCUCUCACUUCUAGCCUUGCUAGCGAGUUUGGCUAGCAUUUGGACAUGAACAGGCAGAAGCUCUCAAGGUAGCUCUGAAGUCAUGUGGGUAACCAGAGGCUCUAUUCUCUCCUGGUUAAUAGUUGCUUACUUGCAGUCCCAGUCACUUGGAGCAGGGGACCCUAGGAAGCAGAAGGUUUGGUCUAGGUGGCAUUUAGCCCUGAGCUGUAGGCAUGGGACUGACAUUGGUUAGAGACAAUCAGUAAGGACACCUGAGAUACAGUGAGCUGGGCCCUCCUUGGGGCAGGGCCUCCCUGCAUUCCCACCAUCCCUAGUCUUGCAAUGACUGUAUAUUGUUAGGUGUAUUUUUUACAUGUCUGCUUGUAUCUUAUUAAAUUGGGUUCUUAAAGAGCUGUCUUCCAACUCCUAAGCCUGUGUGCUCUGCAGAAGCUUCAGGGCCAUAGCAGGGGCCAGGAAGUGAGCAGAGAGAGGAGAGAAGGUGGGCACAGUCAGCUGUGCUCGGUUUAGCAGCACACGGCAGUUCUUCUGAGUCUGUAGAUGGGCAUACACACACAACAGUGAAAGCCCCUUCAUCAUAGAGCUUCAUUUUAGGAGGGGUCUUGUAGCAGUUGUGAAUAAGCACACAGGUGAGAAGGUAGUGACAGGAGGCAUGAUCUGGCCAUGAUAAUGGGGUCGGUUAGACUGAAGCUAGAAAAGCAUGUGUGGCUGUAGCUGCUCAACCUGAAAUGAAGGAGAAGGACCUUGUCAGCAGGCAGCCUUGUCAGAAUGAUGCCAUAUCAGGUCAGAGACAUCUAUACGAACCCCAACUUGCAAGAGCCAUGCCUUGCCUCCUGUGUUCCAGGGCCCCAUCCCAGCACUACAGAAAGGGUCUCAACAUCUCAGCUAAAGCUUGAAGGCAGCAGGGGUGGGGGUUGAUUUUGGAGCUGUUGAGACAUCCUGUUUGAGGGAAAUGAGGGGUACAGGGCAGCCCAGGAACCAGAAUGGCUCUCUUCCUUCCUACCUGAACAUUUUUUCCCAAUGUGUGUAGUGGGUAAAUGAGGAAAUGCACUUUUCUUGGUGGGCAUUCCCAGUGACAUGAGCAUUGCUUUGCAGUGAGCAUUCCACUGCUCUACCCUGAAGGACCCAACUCCAUGAGUGGAAGCAGCUGGCCUUAUGGGUUGAGGGUAUAUAGUCAUCUAUUGCUGCACAGCUCAUUGUUCCAAAAAGAUGAGACCAUGCAGCAAAUGGAAGGGGAACCAUAACUGCUUGUGGCCCUCCAGACUCACCAGCUCCGGGGUCAGAGCACAGUCGGGAGCACAGGUAUAUUUGGGAAAGUGCUCAAUGGGAAGGAGGUGGGGGUGGGGAGAUGUCUUUUGCCUUUUCCUGACCCCCAACACUCAACUCACAUAACACUUUCCUCAAAUGUUCUCUGCUAAUCAGUAAACUUCAGUAAAGAAGAAAUACAGAUUCUUGCACCACAGCACACUGUUGGGACUGAAAUCGCUGUGCACAGGGCCUUAGAAUAACGAGAUUUACAGAAAACUAGCAUAGUACCAAAAGUUCUCACAUAGCCAGUUUCUCUUAUAGUAAGAUGUUGCUCUUACUAUAGUGUAGUGUAUUUACUACAGCUACUGAACCACUAUCAAUAACUGCCCAUGCUUUAUUUAGACUUUUUUUUCACUAAUUUUUAACAAUGUUUAAUGUGUAGGCCAGGGGUUGAUGUCGGGAGUCUUCUUCAGUUGUUCUGCAUCUUAUUUUUUGAAACCAGGUCUCUUUCUGACCCUGGAGCUCAUUGAUUCUGCCAGACUUGCUGGCCAGCAAGCUCCAGGCAUAUGCCUGUCUCCCACUCACCCAUUCCUGUUACAGCUACACGCUGACACACCCAGCUUUUUACAUGGGUCUGGGUAUCCAGUGCCAUUCUGUGUGUGGCACUGCAAAAUAUUCUAAACGCGUUGUGUGCGUAGGUUAGAGAACAGUUUGGAGG
Messenger RNA from Rattus norvegicus (Norway rat), 6234 nucleotides. RefSeq names its product zinc finger protein 541 (gene Zfp541). NCBI's taxonomy places the organism in Eukaryota, Metazoa, Chordata, Mammalia, Rodentia, Muridae. The record is from RefSeq and is marked validated. Gene Ontology annotation, cellular component: nucleus. The coding region runs from base 268 to 4173 and encodes 1301 amino acids. Gene Ontology annotation, biological process: DNA-templated transcription; regulation of DNA-templated transcription. The transcript has 16 exons.